AACUGAUUAGAAAUUGCUACCAAGUGUGGCUAACUUCAUAGUUUAAAAAAAAAUUCCACUAUCUUAGGCGUUUGUAAAACUUCACAUAAAUACUGUAAUAUCAUAAAGUCGGGAGGAGUUAUAAAUUUAAUUGAAUAAAGUUAAAGAUUAAAAAUGACUGGACGAGCAUUACAUUUUGUUUUUAAAGUAGCUGACAGAACAAAAACCAUCAAAUUUUACAAAGAAGUUUUAGGAAUGAGUAUUUUAAGACAUGAAGAAUUUACUCAAGGUUGUGAAGCUGCUUGCAAUGGGCCCUAUGACAAUCGAUGGAGCAAAACAAUGGUGGGAUAUGGACCUGAAAAUAAUCAUUUUGUCAUUGAGCUGACUUAUAAUUAUAGUGUAGAAAACUAUAAGUUAGGGAAUGAUUUUCUUGGUAUUACUUUAAAAUCAUCAGCUGUUUUAGAAAAUGCCAAGAAUCUUGACUGGCCAAUAGGUUUUGAAGAAAAUGUGCCCUAUGUUACUGCACCUGGAGGCUAUAAAUUUUAUGUGCUUGAUGAACCACAACCUCUUGAUAAAGAUCCUAUUGUAAAUAUCAUAUUAUCAUCUACAAAUCUCCAAAAAUCAGUUAAAUUUUGGAAUGAAAUUUUGGGCUUAAACAUAUUCAAUCAAUCAUCUAGUUAUGCAGAAUUAGGAUUUGGUGAUGAACAAGCCAAGCUUCAGCUUAAAGCUAUAAAAGAACCAAUUAAUCACGAAACAGCAUAUGGAAGAAUAGCGUUUUCUGUUCUAACAACAGAUUUAAAACGAUAUCAAGAAAAUGCUCAAAAUAAUCAGUAUAAAAUUCUAACACCUUUUGUUACUUUAGAUACUCCAGGGAAAGCUUCAGUUUCAGUUGUAAUUUUUGCUGAUCCUGAUGACCAUGAAAUUUGUUUUGUUGGAGAUAAAGAAUUCAGGGAGUUAUCUCAAUUUGAUCCAGAAGCAGAAAAAUGUUUGAAUAAAUAUAUUGCUAAAGAUGAAGCACGGAAAUUAAACAAAUAAAACAAUCUGCCAUUCCAGUAAAUAAUUAAAAAUAAAACUCAAAAGUAUACAAUUAACUCAACAUGAGAUAAAUUUGUAAUUAGAUUGAAGUAUAAAAAAUGAUAAGAGAGAAAACUUAUUAUGUGCAAUAUUUUUUAGAUUCUUGUUUUUAUUUAUCUUAUUCUAAUAGAUUUUUUGUUUUUUAUGUGUACUUAUGUAUCAAAAAAAAAAAAUAUUAAUUUUGUUAUGUGUUUUGAUUUUACAUAAAUAUAUUUAGUAUGUUAAAAGUUAAGCUAUUUAGUGGUUGGGUAUUACUACGUAAACAAAUGUUAAAAAUAAAAUCAUUAUUAUUUGAAGUAUAAUAUAAGUAAUAUGAUAAAAAUUGAA
This is a messenger RNA of Daktulosphaira vitifoliae (grape phylloxera), 1380 nucleotides long. Its product is annotated as glyoxalase domain-containing protein 4. Bases 154 to 1014 code for a protein of 286 amino acids. The record is from RefSeq and is a predicted model, not a curated record. Lineage: Eukaryota; Metazoa; Arthropoda; Insecta; Hemiptera; Phylloxeridae. The transcript has 7 exons.